This is a messenger RNA of Dendrobium catenatum, 1797 nucleotides long. RefSeq lists its product as uncharacterized. The record is from RefSeq and is a predicted model, not a curated record. Bases 691 to 1797 code for a protein of 368 amino acids. The transcript has 4 exons. NCBI's taxonomy places the organism in Eukaryota, Viridiplantae, Streptophyta, Magnoliopsida, Asparagales, Orchidaceae.
CACCCCCUUCAUUUGUUUUUCGUCUGCCAGAAAGAAGCUGCUGGUUUCAUCUCUGUUAUAACUCCAACUUCUUCACGGGAGUACUGAUCAGUAGAUCUCGAGGUCAUGUUGGUGAAACAAUGAGUAAAGAUGAAACCUGCUGGUUUCAAAAGCCGUACUUCGCUUCUGCUGCUAUUUGGUCCAGCGCCAAUGCUUGUUCCUCUGCUUUAACUGCGUUCUUCCUUAAAAAUUGUAUCUUUGGUGUUGGAUUUACUUUUUCGAAUGACGGAAGGCAGAACUAAAGAACGCGAGUCGGGGCGACCUUUCUAUAAUAAUCCUUUUGGAAAGAAUUAGAAAGAAGGCGUUUAUUUGCUCUUCUGCUUCCUCUUUGCUCACAAAGUAACGACGACGACUGGAGCUUGCUCGUUGCGAAGGUAGCCAUCUUUCUUCCUUUCGCGCGCUUCUUCGGCCAAAUCCCGUAAAUCCGCCGGGAUUUAGGGCAAAAAGAGGGAAACGGAGGAUUUAACUCGCUGUGAAUUUUACAGUUCCCUAAAUCUAAAUCCUGUUUGGCAGGAUUUAGCAUAAAUACUGCUCAAAUCCUGCAUAAAUCCUGUAUCCAAACAGCCCUAGCAUUGACGCAUGGUUCGUAUGUUUCUGGAAAUUUUCGGGGGUGAAAGGUUCUGACUUUGAGCUGCUUUACUGUUGCAUGAAAUGGAUGAUCAUGUUAUCCCAAUUCCAAUGCCAGGCCGGUUUCGGAGUAGGAGAAUGUUGUUCAUGAUAGGGAUUAUUGCUUCACUUAUUCUAGUUUUUCAUACUUUUACACUACCUUAUAGGAGUGUUUCAUUGCCUGUGCUUCCUAGCCUCAAGAAAGAAGAGAUUUUUUCAGGUGAAGCAACUUCUCUAGAGAGUAAAAGGCUGAAUUUGUUUUCACUUUUAAGUGAUACACAGAACUCUACUUAUCCAAAAGUAAUUCUCAAGGAGCUAGAGUCAACUGAGAUUAAUGAUGCCAGUGGAAGAACAGCAUUUGAUUUCAGAGAUGAAUUAACGGACGUCGUAUCAGAAAAAGUUCUGUUAGCUAAUGUUACUGACCAUAUGGAGGAUAUAGAUCUCGAUAGCGAAAUCUCAUUGGAUUUCAAGGAGAGACCACAACUUAAGGAUUUUGAGGACCAAAUUUCUUGGUCUGUCACAGAGGACGAGAUUGUUGACCAAAAUGAUAUUGCUUCUACUGAGGUGGCAAAAAAAGCAGGCAAUGAUUUUGCCUUUAAAUCUCAGAACAAUACAGAUCUUUUUUCUGAGAGGAACAGAGCAUUUCAUGAAGAAGUAAUUGUUCCACUAAAAGCUGUUCCUUCUAGUAAUAAUGGGUUCAUGAAGGAAGCCUUAGCAGAGAAUUCAAGUAGUCAUGUUGCAAUGCUUUCAGAAUUAGUUAUCUCAUCAUUAGGAGGAAAUGAAGCAGACUGUAAUUCAACAGAAUGUCAAAUGAAGGGAACAGGCCUUACAAACAAAACACAAUUGGCAAUUUCUAGUAUUUCUUCUUCUUCUUCUUCAGCUUUUGAUUCUAAGAAUGCUAAUAUUCACAUAACAAAAAUGAGGCCAGGUAAGCUGCCGGUAUCAGUUUCAGAAAUGAAACAGCUAAUGCUAGCAUACCGUUCUUCUAAUCAUCAAAAGUGGCAUUCAAAACGUGAUAAGCAGCUUAUAGCUGCUAAGGCACUGCUACAAAACACUCCUGUCGUGAAAAAUGAUGAGGAACUUUUUGAACCUGCUUUCUGGAACAUUUCCUGGUUUAAAAGUUUUGCUACAUUACCAAUUAGAUUGCUAUAA